Molecule: messenger RNA, 657 nt
Organism: Phytophthora sojae
Lineage: Eukaryota; Oomycota; Peronosporomycetes; Peronosporales; Peronosporaceae
Exons: 1
Coding region: 1-657 (218 amino acids)
Source: RefSeq, a predicted model, not a curated record
AUGUCAAUCCCCGUACUUGCCAAUGGCUAUUCCUCCAUCGAAGCCCCGUUCAACCUCAUCAUCCAUCGCCCACGCAUCGCGGGCGGUAGACUGUCGAUCCCAAUCGACUCCAGAGUGCGACUUGUAAAGUGCCGCCGCAGAGAAGCUGCCCACAACACGAUCCGGCUCCGAUACGGCAAAACGCGCGAGUGCCUCGUCGUGCGCGCGUCCAACUCGCUCGAGCGCUCGAAAUGGCAGAUUGCGCUCAUCCAAGCAAUGGCAGCAGCUCAAGACCUGGAGAAAUACACUGCGGCCUCAACUGCACCCGUGACAACAUCUUCCAAGUCUGCUCCAACAAGUCGAUCGGCCACGAUGACCCGCGAGCAAGUGUCGAGGAUGUACGUUGAAAACGCUCGAGCUUGGAGCAAACCCACCACCGCGUUGAGAAUUUACGGGGAUGUUGAGCUCCUUGCAGCCUUUCAACUUCCAUUCGCGUACACUGUUGGCACGGCGUCAUCCACGACGACGUGUAAGCGCAAAUUGAACGUCGUUCCAGGUCCUGGAAUCUGCGGCUCUGUGUCGAGCGAUGUGGGGAGCCAACAGCCUGGACGCUAUCGACAGGAAAAGCUGUGCAUCGCCACCCAGUUUCUUGUUGCAAUCGGUCAGACGAUAGUCUAG